Messenger RNA from Knipowitschia caucasica, 2868 nucleotides. NCBI's taxonomy places the organism in Eukaryota, Metazoa, Chordata, Actinopteri, Gobiiformes, Gobiidae. The record is from the annotation of a GenBank genome assembly.
AUGGGACGAGUCAGAAUCGGAGGACUACUCUACUUUAUAACUUUAUGUCUCUACGCGCGCUGCACUACAACUAAAUACUUUACGUACGAAGAGGAUGCUCCGGGAACGCAAAUAGGAAACUUGUCUGAGGAUUUGAAGAUCGACCCGGCUGAGGACCCAGACACUUCGUUCCGCUUCAUGCAAGAAAGCAACACAUCUGUAAUUCAUAUGAGGGAAAUAGACGGACUUUUGAGCGUGUCGGAGCGGAUCGACAGAGAGCAGCUUUGCCCCAGGACGCACCAGCUUUGCCUUCUCUCCUUUGACGUCGUCGCCUUCACCAAAGAGAAAUUCCAACUCAUCCACGUGGAGAUUGAGGUGAAAGACAUAAACGACCACGCUCCUGUUUUCCCACGCAACGAAACUCGCUUAGAGAUAGUUGAGAACGUACCAAUCCACUCCAGGUUCCCGCUAGACAUCGCGUUGGAUCAAGACGUCGGGGUGAACUACAUUGAAAGUUAUAACCUGAGCGCGCCGUCUGCUCACUUUGCCAUAGAGGUGCGCGAUGGAGACGAUGGCGUAAAGUUUGCAGAGUUGGUGCUGGUGAAAGAGCUGGACAGAGAAGCUGAGGAUGUUUAUGUGCUUGAAGUGACUGCGUGUGACGGUGGUGCGCCUCCUAAAUCUGGCUCUGUGACUGUACUUGUCAAAGUUUUGGACUUUAACGACAACAGGCCAACUUUCGAGUUCGCGUCUCUCAAAGUGGAGCUGAACGAGGACUCCCCGGUGGGCCAUAGAGUUUUACGCGUGCACGCUUUUGAUCCAGAUGACGGCGCAAAUGGAGAAGUGACGUACGCGCUCGCAGACGCAUCCCCAGCCGAGGCGCGUAAACAUUUCCACGUGGAUUCAUACACCGGAGACGUGAUCUUAAAGUAUAUGGUUGACUACGAGAAGAGAAAGUCAUUCGAGUUGCACAUCCAAGCGUCAGACCUGGGGGAAAACUCUGUCCCCUCCACUUGCAGCGUGCUGAUUGACGUGGUGGACGUGAACGACAACGCGCCAGAGAUCACUAUCAAGCCCAUGACGUCCACAAGCGACGGCGUGGCGUACAUCACUGAAGCUGCAGCCGCGGAGAGCUUCGUUGCCCUGAUCAGCACCAUGGACAGCGAUUCUGGCUCUAAUGGCUACGUGAGCGUCUCUCUCCUCGGGCACGAUCAUUUCACCCUGCAGCAAGCCUACGGGGACACUUUCAUGAUCACAACCACCACCACACUGGACAGAGAGAGGAUUCCAGAGUACAACUUGACUGUGGUGGCUGAAGACCUGGGCAGUCCCCCGUUUAAAACAGUGAGACAAUAUACAAUCCGUGUUACAGACGAGAAUGACAAUGCGCCACUGUUCAGCAAAGCUCUCUAUGAAGUUGGGGUGAUUGAAAAUAACAUCCCCGGGUCGUAUGUGAUGACUGUGGUGGCCCGUGACCCAGAUGUAGCCAAGAAUGCAAAAGUUUCCUACACACUUAUAGAUGCGGAAGUACCAGGCGGAUCCCCAGUGUCCACCUAUGUGUCGGUGGACUCCAACACCGGCUCUGUAUACACGCUGAGAUCAUUUGACUACGAAUCUGAAAAACAAAUCGAAGUUGUGAUCCAGGCCGAAGACAGCGGCUCACCCUCCCUCUCCAGCACCGCCACAAUCCGCAUCAAAGUAGUGGACCAGAACGACAACUCACCUUACUUCACCUAUCCCAUAUUCAUCAAUGGCUCUGCUGACAUUGGCCUGCCGUUGAAGGCCCCUACUGGGUUUUUGGCGCUUCGAGUGGCUGCCUUCGAUGAGGACGAGGACGUGAAUGGCCAGCUCUCCUAUCAGAUCGUCCAAGGUGACUCCGAGCUAUUCACCAUCAACAAAAACACUGGGGAAAUUGUCUUAAAACAAUACCUGACCGCAGAGAUUGGGGACGUGCUGGAAAUGCAAGUGAAGGUGACAGACAAUGGUCGGUCUCCACUCUCCAGCACUGCUUUUAUUCGAUUCAUCGUGUCGGAUAUGGAGGCCUCGGAGGAUCAAGUCGUCAUUGUGAUUCAGUCAAACGACGAGGGCAUAGAUUGGGACAGCUCACUUAUUAUUAUUAUAAUCCUAAGUGGCGGCUGUGCAUUCCUGUUGAUUGCAAUAGUAGCAGUGGCGGUCACUUGCAAACUCAGCUGCAGCUCUAGAAACGGGCCUCCGAAAAGUGACGCACUGUUUACUAGCCUUCCGAGUGAGAUUCUCUCCUCUAACAUCUACACGGGUCAUCAGAGCUUCUACCACGGCCGCACGUCCUCGUCCCUGGAGGAGAGCUGCUUGUACGAAGAGGAGAAGAGCGGUGAUUUGGAGACAAAGAUGUUCCUACCCUCCAAGCAUUUCCAGCCGGCAUCUGUGUGGCAAGGCGACAAAUACAGCCUUCAAGUGAGCGGUAUUGGACACACUGACCAGCAGAGCAUAAAGGACAGCGGCAAAGGAGACAGCGACUUCAACGACAGCGACUCCGACACCAGCGGCAGUGACGGCAGGAGGAAUUUCAGCACCUUCCAUCCCAGAAUGAAAAGCAUAUCCAGCGGAGCCAGCAGCCUGUGUGGGGAAAGCCAGCCUUCGUAUUGCACCGCACCCGCCUCCCAGAGCAUGAGAGCAGCCAGAGACUCAUACACUACAAUGGGCUUCCCCCCGGCUCCUGUCUUCUGCCAUCCCCAGGGCUUCCCCACGGCCGCCUAUGCCACCAAUCGGCCCAAGUCCCGGAGCAGCAGUCACACCUUUGCACACACCGGGACUCUGCCGUCUUACUUCAGCCAGCCACACCGCACUACGCACACGCACGGACCCAACAUCGUGACUGUUGCAUCUGCCUAUGAGGUGGCCACCAUGUUUUAA